Molecule: messenger RNA, 2013 nt
Organism: Cynara cardunculus var. scolymus (artichoke)
Lineage: Eukaryota; Viridiplantae; Streptophyta; Magnoliopsida; Asterales; Asteraceae
Product: serine/threonine-protein kinase PCRK1-like
Exons: 6
Coding region: 198-1535 (445 amino acids)
Biological process (GO): protein phosphorylation
Molecular function (GO): ATP binding; protein kinase activity
Source: RefSeq, a predicted model, not a curated record
CUUCUCUUGCUCUUUAAGUUUCUUUUUUCCAAAGAUUUUGAUUCGAGGACACUUGUGAGAAGAUGAUCAUCUUUGGAAGCUUGAGCUGAUUCGGAUAUUAUUCCACUUUCUGAUAACAUACUUCUGGGGUGCUCAUCUUUUGCAAUUCCAUUGAAUUUUGAUCUGAUUCCAGCUGAAACAACAAAUCUUGGGAGGCUAUGAGGUGUUUUCAAUUCUCUUACUGUGAAAAGAAGGACGAAGGGACAAAAACUCCAACAAAAUCACUAUCAGUUCAGUCUUUUACUUCUAUAUUUACAGAUCGACGAUCAUGGACAGGAUUCAAUUCUCAAAUUAUGUCUGAUGCUAGCACAGAGUCGGUUGGACGCCCUAAUCUUCCUAGUUUUUCACAGAGACCAUCUAAUCUUAGAGUCUUCACUUUUGCUGAGCUCAAGUCAGCCACCAAUGGCUUUAGCCGCUCUGCAAAGAUCGGAGAGGGCGGGUUCGGGUGCGUCUUCAUGGGCUCAAUCAAGUCCCCUCAAGAUCCAUCUCAAAAGCUUCAUGUGGCUGUCAAGCAACUUGGCAGCCGCGGCUUACAGGGGCACAAGGAGUGGGUGACAGAGGUUAAUGUUCUUGGGGUGGUUGAGCAUCCAAAUCUAGUCAAGUUAGUCGGCCACUGUGCAGAAGAUGAUGAAAGAGGCAUCCAACGGCUUCUGGUUUAUGAAUAUAUGCCUAACGGAAGUGUUGAAGAUCACUUAUCGGCUAGGACCAAGGCACCACUUUCGUGGACCAUGAGACUUAAAGUGGCUCAAGACGCCGCUCGUGGCUUGGCAUACCUACAUGAGGAAAUGGGCUUUCAGAUCAUCUUUAGAGACUUCAAAUCUUCCAACAUCCUUCUAGAUGGUCGAUGGAAUGCCAAGCUUUCUGAUUUUGGAUUGGCUAGGUUAGGUCCUCAAGAAGGACUAACCCAUGUCUCCACCGCGGUUGUAGGAACCAUGGGAUACGCGGCGCCAGAGUACAUCCAAACAGGACGUCUGAGAUCCCAGAGUGACGUUUGGAGCUACGGUGUCUUUUUGUAUGAACUCAUCACGGGUAGGCGCCCAUUGGACCGUAACCGUCCCAAGAACGAGCAGAAGCUUCUAGAAUGGGUGAAACCCUACCUCGACUCGAGAAAAUUUCGGCUAAUAGUAGAUUCAAGGCUACAAGGCAAGUACCCACUCAAAACAGCACAGAAGUUGUCCAUCAUAGCCAACAAGUGCUUGUGUAAGAACCCAAAAUCAAGGCCAAAGAUGAGUGAGGUCCUUGAAAUGGUUAACCAACUGAUUGGGGUUGGAUCAGAAGGAACCAGUCCUAGACCACCACCAAUGGGUCCAGUCCUAGUGGCUCGUUCGGUUAAGCCCAUUGAGCCUGAGAAAGUUUUCGUAGGGUCUGCUGAGGAGAAAAAGACAUCUGACUCUGAGGACAUGCCAAGUAAAGGGAAGAGAAGGUUCAUUGCUAUCAAAUUUGGAGACUCGGUUUGGCUUUCGCGAAUAUGGCCUUCGAAGCUCUUGAAAACUUGAUGAUUUGAAGGAUUAAAGUAUAUAUCAUAGAGGUAGCCAAGGCAUGCCAUGGAGCAUGUUGGCAAAUGACAUUUCUACCCCUGUCGUCUAUGAAUCACUUGCUGCAGGAAAGAUGUCGACGGGGUGAGAGGUGAAGGGCUAUAUAGUAAUUGUACUACUGUUGGAGUAAGUGAGAAUGGUAAGGUGAAAAAAGUUUUCUACAUAGAAUCAUUUACAAACAUGAUAAAUUGUAUAAAUUUACGAAUCAGUUUUCAUAUAUGAAAGAUAUGUGAAAAUGCAGUAUUUAUACUGCACAUGAAAACUGAUUUAUAAGUUUAUAUAAAUUAUUGGGUUUGUAAAAGAAGAUACUAUACGCUAAGUAUGUGUGUGUGUAUAUAUACGUGGGGAAAUUUGGGGAGCAACCGACAAUGAUUGGAAAGUUAUUGUGUUUUUUGUUGAAUAUUUGAUAUUUAUUGAAUAUGUUAUUUGUUUGCGAAUA